Molecule: messenger RNA, 2488 nt
Organism: Oncorhynchus gorbuscha (pink salmon)
Lineage: Eukaryota; Metazoa; Chordata; Actinopteri; Salmoniformes; Salmonidae
Product: calphotin-like
Exons: 3
Coding region: 194-2488 (764 amino acids)
Source: RefSeq, a predicted model, not a curated record
ACUCACUGUUCUACUUCUCUACUCACUGUUCUACUUCUCUACUCACUGUUCUACUUCUCUACUCACUGUUCUACUUCUCUACUCACUGUUCUACUUCUCUACCUUUCAGUCCAAUGAGAAUAGGAAUGUCCUGGGGGAAUCUGCAGACUAUGUGCCAAAAGUAGUGCCUGCUGAACCAGAGGUUGCUGGGAGCAUGGAUGAAACCCCUGUAUUGGAAGCAGUGGUAGAAACCCCUGUAAUGGCAGCAGUGGUGGAGGCUACAGCCCCAGAAGCUCCAGUAGUGGAAGAGUCCAUUGUCAUGGAAGAGGUAGAACCUGUUGCAGCUGCAGUCGUGGAGUUUAUCCCAGCAGUAGAAGAAUCUAUCCCAGUGACAGUCGUGGAACCAACUAUGGCUGCAGUGGAAGAAUCCAUUGAGUUGGCAGAGGAGGAACCCAUUAUUGUUGAAGUGGAAGCUCCCAAGCCAAAGGAGGCAACAUCAGUGGAAGAUAUCAUCACUAAGAUAGAGGCUCUUGUCACCAUAGAAAAUGACACAGAAGCACCCCUCUUGGUGCCAGAGGUAGCACAGUCCACCCCAGAGGAAGCGUUCAGAGCAACACCAGAGGAGGCUGUUGAGGAAGGACCUGCAACAAUGAAGCCCAUAGCAACAGAUACACCUGUUACAGAGUUGGUCACAGAACCCAUUGUAACAGAAGCACCAGUUGCCGAGGAAGCGCCAGUGCCUAUAGCAACAGAACCAGAACCUGUUAUCAUAGAAGCAGUGGUGGAAGCUGAAGCACCCAUUGCCGCAGCAGUACUAGAAGCCAUAGCAACAGAACCCAUGGUUACAGAACAAGCACCUGUUACCAUUGAAGUGGCAGUGGCAGCAGAAGCACCCAUUACUGAGGUAGUAGCAGAAGCCAUAGCAGCAUCUGAAAAAGCCCCAGUCAUUGUAGAAGAGAAUGAACCUGACCCAGCACCACUCAUAGACCUAGCCCCAGCCAGAGACCUAGCCUCAGCCAUAGACCUAGCCCCAGCCAGAGACCUAGCCUCAGCCAUAGACCUAGCUCCAGCCAGAGACCUAGCCUCAGCCAGAGACCUAGCCCCAGCCAGAGACCUAGCCUCAGCCAUAGACCUAGCCCCAGCCAGAGACCUAGCUCCAGCACCAUUCAUAGACCUAGCCCCAGCCAUAGACCUAUCCCCAGCACCACUCAUAGACCUAGCCCCAGCCAUAUACCUAGACCCAGCCAGAGACCUAGCCUCAGCCAUAGACCUAGCCCCAGCCAGAGACCUAGCUCCAGCACCAUUCAUAGACCUAGCCCCAGCCAUAGACCUAUCCCCAGCACCACUCAUAGACCUAGCCCCAGCCAUAGACCUAGCCCCAGCCAUAGACCUAGCCCCAGCACCACUCAUAGACCUAGCCCCAGCCAUAGACCUAGCCCCAGCUCCACUCAUAGACCUAGCCCCAGCACCACUCAUAGACCUAGCCCCAGCCAUAGACCUAGCCCCAGCUCCACUCAUAGAACUAGCCCCAGUCAUAGAUCCAGCUACAACCCCAACUGUAGAGGACAAGGCUGCAGCAGCCCCAGCAGUGGAGCCCCUACCAGCACUCACCCAGGUGGUUCCACCAGGCGCAGAGCUAGCCGCUGCAGCCCCUCUAGCUGCCCUCUUAGAGGGUAAAGGUGUGGAGGAGGCAGCCCCUCUAGCUGCCCUCUUAGAGGGUAAAGGUGUGGAGGAGGCAGCCCCUCUAGCUGCCCUCUUAGAGGGUAAAGGUGUGAGGGAGGCAGCCCCUCUCGCUGCCCUCUUAGAGGGUAAAGGUGUGGAGGAGGCAGCCCCUCUAGCUGCACUCUUAGAGGGUAAAGGUGUGAGGGAGGCAGCCCCUCUCGCUGCCCUCUUAGAGGGUAAAGGUGUGGAGGAGGCAGCCCCUCUAGCUGCCCUCUUAGAGGGUAAAGGUAUGGAGGAGGCAGCCCCUCUAGCUGCCCUCUUAGAGGGUAAAGGUAUGGAGGAGGCAGCCCAUCUAGCUGCCCUCUUAGAGGGUAAAGGUAUGGAGGAGGCAGCCCCUCUAGCUGCCCUCUUAGAGGGUAAAGGUGUGGAGGAGGCAGCCCCUCUAGCUGCCCUCUUAGACGGUAAAGGUGUGGAGGAGGCAGCCCCUGUAGCUGCCCUCUUAGAGGGUAAAGGUGUGGAGGAGGCAGCCCCUCUAGCUGCCCUCUUAGACGGUAAAGGUGUGGAGGAGGCAGCCCCUGUAGCUGCCCUCUUAGAGGGUAAAGGUGUGGAGGAGGCAGCCCCUGUAGCUGCCCUCUUAGAGGGUAAAGGUAUGGAGGAGGCAGCCCCUGUAGCUGCCCUCUUAGAGGGUAAAGGUGUGGAGGAGGCAGCCCCUGUAGGAGUAGCAACAGCAUCCAUGGACCUGCUGGACCUGAAUGAUGAGGGCCUUGACGAUCUGGACAUGUUUGAUCUGGACGAUGACAUCGACACCACAGACGUCAAUCUGGACGAUGACUUCUCAGACGACUGA